AUGCGUCGUAUGAUCAAGUCACACAUUCAUAAGAAAGAAGCGUCAAAAUCAGUUGUAUCGCUGCAGCAUCACCCGCUAGCUAGGGCACCUGACUUGGCUUGGAAAGAAAUAUUUUUAACAAACCACUCGAUAGCAAAUGCUAUAACACUAGAAACGCCAAUCGUCAAAGCGGAAAAUGAUAUACGCAUUGUGUGCAUAUCAGAUACACAUUCACUGCAAUCUAGACUACCAGAUAAAUUUAUCCCUGAUGGUGAUAUCUUAAUUCAUGCAGGCGAUUUUACUAUGUAUGGCAAUGUAGAUGAGGUUAUUCGCUUUAAUUCAUUCGUAGGCGAGUUACCACAUGCAUACAAGGUUGCCGUAGCCGGAAAUCACGAAAUUUGCCUAGAUGAGACUUUCGAUUACGGUAGACAUGCCUCUACUGCACAAUGGUGUAAAUCAUUAUUGACCAACUGUAUUUAUUUAGAAGACAGUUUUAUAGAAUUGUAUAACUAUAAAAUUUAUGGAUCCCCGUGGCAACCACGAUUUAGCGACAUGGGUUUCAAUUUAGAACGAGGUCAAGAAUGCUUCUCCAAAUGGAAAUUAAUCCCGACUGAUACAGACAUUCUAAUUACUCAUGGGCCACCAUUAGGUCAUGGAGAUUAUUGUAAAACGAGAGUCAGAGCUGGCUGUGUUGAUUUAUUAUAUAUUGUAGAAAAGGAAGUUAAACCUUUAUAUCAUAUCUUUGGCCAUAUUCAUGAAGGUUAUGGGGUUACCACCAAUGAUACAACGAAAUUUAUUAAUGCUUCUACAUGUACACAACACUAUAAGCCCACCAACAAACCAAUUGUCUUUGAUUUACCAAAACGAGUAGUGAAAGUUGAUUAA
Messenger RNA from Trichoplax adhaerens, 864 nucleotides. RefSeq lists its product as uncharacterized. The record is from RefSeq and is a predicted model, not a curated record. Gene Ontology annotation, molecular function: hydrolase activity. Bases 1 to 864 code for a protein of 287 amino acids. NCBI's taxonomy places the organism in Eukaryota, Metazoa, Placozoa, Uniplacotomia, Trichoplacea, Trichoplacidae. The transcript has 2 exons.